Messenger RNA from Fusarium vanettenii 77-13-4, 948 nucleotides. RefSeq lists its product as uncharacterized. Lineage: Eukaryota; Fungi; Ascomycota; Sordariomycetes; Hypocreales; Nectriaceae. The coding region runs from base 1 to 948 and encodes 315 amino acids. The transcript is spliced from 5 exons. The record is from RefSeq and is a predicted model, not a curated record.
AUGUUAUUACAAAUUCUUCGCUUCACGCUCCCAGCCUCCACGACAAUCUCAAGCCCCGCGUUCUUGAGCCUUCGAAAAGCUGUGGCAACGGCUGGGGUUAAGAUCCAGUACUUUGGCUACUCCGUGGUAGCUCGAGUGGCGCCCCUACCCAAGAAGAGACACGAAGUAUCUUGGAUUAUUCAAUGGCCGGAUGAUUUAGAUCUGUCUCAGCGACCCGCUCUCAAAGAGACAUUCGACGAACUGUCGCAGAACAGCGCCACGAGCUUCCUGGUAGAUAUUCCGCGCGAUGACCCGGCCGAUCUACUGACGGCGUUGAAAGCGCCGAUUUGCGAAGUGGUACACUCAACUAGCUACUCUCAAAGUGGCUUUGUGGGAGGCGACUGGGGCUAUGCGGCCAAUACUAACAUUUCUGGAGGCGGAGAUGUGGCCUUGGUUGAAGGGCGGCUCCAGGACGAGCAGCGGAGGCUUGCGAUAUACUUUUUCGGAUGGGAGAGUGUCGAGCUUCAUGAAGAUGCUGGCCAUACUGCCAUAUUUGCCGAGGAGAUGGAUAAGCUGAGACCUUGGAUGGACAAGGAUAGCGGCGCGUGCAAAGCCCUCGCCUCCAACAAGGCCUGGAAAGCACUUCUUGAGACCAUUCCUGGAUUCAGACCGCUGAACCUGAAGCGAAAGCUGAUUCACUGCGGCAUGCGCGACGUCACUGAGGAUCAGAGAGACGGCGUCGUUCAUGCUGGUUUCCCUGUUGUAUGGGGUAGCACAGAAGAAAAGGUGAACUUCAAAGAUGAGCUCCAGUCGUUGUUGAUCCAGAAAGAUGCCUGCCCUAGAGCGGUCCAUCUCGAUCUCGACUACCUCGACAUGUCUGUUGGUAUUGCCAACAAGUACGUCGCACCUGGUGGUCUGUCAAAGCAGAAUCUUGUGGGAUGUAUGGAUAUGGUUCCGGCAAGAUCUUGA